AGUGCUGCCUUCGUCUCCACUUGCGUCGCGAGUGGCGACACGCCUCCGUACCUACCCGCCCGCCCCCCCGCGACCACGCACGCUCUCUCUCGCCGUCCCUCCACCAUCUCCGGCGACGGCGAGGCCCUUGUCCGGCGUCCGGAUCGCCUUCCCCUGUUGCGCCCCUUCCUCCUCUUGAGGGGAGAGGAUGUGGUCGUCGAGCCAGGCGAGCACGAGGGGUGUGGUGGAGAUGGGGAGGGUGGAGGCCGGGCCUUCCCAUUUCCCCAAGAGGCCCGCGCCGCGUAACUCGCUCAGGCUCAACCUAUCAAGGUCAUAUGCAGUUAAACCUUGCUCUGUUGGUAACCGCACAGGACUUUCUCUUGGACAGUGUUACCAUAAGAAAUCUUCAGCCUGCAAAUGCAACUUGGGAUGGUCUUCUCAACAAUCACCUGACUUGAAGCAUCACUUUAGAGGAUAUUCAUCAGCAUCAGAAGCAGUUCUGACCUCCCAGUCUGAUUUCACUAAACUUCUUGUUGGCAAUGAAAAAAUUGCUGUUCUGUUGCUGAAUCUUGGAGGCCCAGAGACUCUUGAUGAUGUGCAGCCUUUCUUGUUUAAUCUUUUUGCUGAUCCGGACAUAAUCCGUCUUCCUAGGCUGUUUCGCUUUCUACAGAAGCCACUAGCAAAGUUUAUUUCUACAGUAAGAGCACCAAAGAGCAAGGAGGGCUAUGCAUCCAUAGGUGGCGGUUCUCCUCUCCGUCAAAUUACUGAUGCACAGGCUGAAGCACUGAGGGAGGCAUUAUGUAAAAAAGAUGUUCCUGCCAAGGUUUACGUUGGAAUGCGGUAUUGGCAUCCCUUCACCGAGGAAGCUAUAGAACAAAUAAAACGUGAUGGAAUUACAAAACUUGUUGUGCUGCCUCUAUACCCCCAGUUCUCCAUAUCAACUAGUGGAUCAAGUCUCCGUUUAUUGGAGAGCAUAUUCAGAGAGGAUGAGUAUCUGGUGAAUAUGCAACAUACAGUUAUACCUUCAUGGUAUCAACGUGAAGGAUAUAUCAAGGCAAUGGCAACCUUGAUUGAGAAGGAACUGACAAAAUUUCCAGAACCCCAAAAGGUUAUGAUAUUUUUCAGCGCCCAUGGAGUUCCUCUGGCAUAUGUAGAAGAAGCUGGUGAUCCAUAUAAAGCAGAGAUGGAAGAAUGCAUCGAUCUCAUCAUGGAAGAACUCGAAAAAAGAGGAAUAACAAAUCCAUGUACACUUGCUUAUCAGAGCCGAGUAGGACCAGUGGAAUGGCUAAAACCCUACACCGAUGAGACGAUUAUUGAGCUUGGGCAGAAAGGGGUGAAGAGCCUUUUAGCUGUUCCCAUUAGUUUUGUUAGCGAACACAUUGAAACUUUGGAAGAAAUCGAUGUGGAGUACAAGGAGUUGGCAUUAGAAUCUGGCAUCAAGCACUGGGGACGAGUUCCCGCAUUAGGUUGUGAACCCACAUUCAUUUCAGAUCUCGCUGAUGCUGUUAUUGAAAGCCUGCCUUAUGUUGGCGCAAUGGCAGUUUCCAAUCUUGAGGCUCGGCAGUCACUUGUACCACUUGGGAGCGUGGAAGAGCUGCUAGCAGCAUACGACUCGAAGCGCGACGAGCUCCCCCCUCCGGUGAUUGUAUGGGAGUGGGGCUGGACGAAGAGCGCAGAGACCUGGAACGGCCGGGCUGCUAUGCUGGCCGUGCUGGCUCUCCUGCUGCUGGAGGUGACGACCGGAGAAGGGUUCCUGCACCAGUGGGGAAUACUGCACUAGUGCCCACGUUUCCAUUCAUCUGGCCACGAUUUUGCUGCAUUCGGAGGUUGUUUUAGAUGAUGCUGUAUAUGAAUCGAUUUGCCUUGUGUCAGGGAGAAAGAAAGAUAUGGACCGAAUGUGACGCCAUAUCAUGUCCUAGUCUCUUACGCUGUACCUACCUAGUGGAUAUAACUUAGGGUGUGGAGAGGCAGCAUGAAGAUACACAAACCUAACACUCGAACACUUGUUUCCCACACUACAUAAACUCCGUUUUUUUAAUACAUCAAGGCUUGGGUCAUUGGCAAUAGCAAGAAACUAUUCCCUUC
This is a messenger RNA of Phragmites australis (common reed), 2064 nucleotides long. RefSeq names its product ferrochelatase-2, chloroplastic. Gene Ontology annotation, biological process: heme biosynthetic process. Bases 188 to 1759 code for a protein of 523 amino acids. NCBI's taxonomy places the organism in Eukaryota, Viridiplantae, Streptophyta, Magnoliopsida, Poales, Poaceae. Gene Ontology annotation, molecular function: protoporphyrin ferrochelatase activity. The transcript has 11 exons. The record is from RefSeq and is a predicted model, not a curated record.